AUGGCGCCCUCAACACAGACACCGUUCGCUUUGAUCCUUGCCGAGAUGGUUGUCGCCAUCACUGCCGUGAUCCUGUUCUGUCUUGAAUAUCCAGUAGAUUUCAGAUCAAGACUCUGGGAGAACGGUGGUGAGUUGGGAUACAACUCAAACCCAAACAAACGCAUCUAUUACUAUGCCAACCACCUUGAGCCCCCAGAGGUACCUUUUAUUUGGAGUCAAAGCCUGGCCGCCUCGAACCUCGCCAUCGCCAUGCUUGGCUUGGUUGUCUUUGUCGCCCGCACUAUCAUGUCCCGACUUCGUUGCCUCCCUCACCACAUAAACAUCAUCUACGACAUGAUUCUCUUCAGUCUUUGGGCUAUAGGCCUCGCAGGACAAACAUCGAGCGACCUCUCCGAUCCCAAACACCCGAGUCCACAUCCAUGGUACCUCACGAGAGGGUGCUCUGUCAGUUGGGACAGGACCCGAGGAUAUUGUCAUACCGCCCAGGCGGGUUUUGCGAUAUCUAUCAUGGCCGGGAUUCUAUAUGGCACGAGAUUAAUAAGGGAGAUUGUCCUGGUCGCAUAUGCAAGCGGGCAGCGACAUCAGUCCAAAGGGCUUGUCUUGAAUACUGAUGAUAUAGAGUCGUCGGAGAGCUUCUACUCGGACGGGGAGUGGGAAUCUUUGGAGCAAAAGACAAGUAGAAACAGCCUUGUCUUGAGUCCUGUUUUAGCCUUCUUCCCAUCUGAUUCUGAAAGCCGUUGGUAG
This is a messenger RNA of Fusarium pseudograminearum CS3096, 744 nucleotides long. RefSeq lists its product as uncharacterized. The coding region runs from base 1 to 744 and encodes 247 amino acids. The transcript has 2 exons. Lineage: Eukaryota; Fungi; Ascomycota; Sordariomycetes; Hypocreales; Nectriaceae. The record is from RefSeq and is a predicted model, not a curated record.